CGUCUGGUGUCGUCAUCAGCAGGGCGGCUUGCUAAUCAGUCUCUUAUCGGCGGACCAGCGCCGCGGACCAUGGCGCAUCUCUAUAUCUUGGGGCUCCACUAUGUCUAAGCUGUCAGAUACACCCCCGACAGCUGUCGCCGUGAUAGUUGUAGUCUAGCAUCCACGUACCACGGUAGAGCGGCCCUAUUGAAAUUGGCGGCCAAGGUAACACCAUGGCACCUUACACAACCGACCCCGGCUCCUUCCCCGCCCCAAUCGAUCUCACCCACCACCUGUCCCGCAGCACCAAAGCUCGAGAAGCCUCGAGCGUCAAAAAGUUCUACAAGUACUUUGCGAUUCCAGGCAUUGGCCAGCUAGCAGGAGGCCUACCAAACGACCACUAUUUCCCAUACGACACCCUCGAAGCCAAGGUCGCACACCCAAACCGAUGGCAACCAACGCCCAACAAACCCGUCGACCCGCCCGCCGACGACCCUCCAACAGUCCGCUUAUCCGAGCUAUCCGUCUCCAAGAACAAAGAUGAGCAGCCGCCCGCCUCGCGCCUCGUGGUGCCCAAGGACUCUAGUGUGCCAGACCCUCUUCAUAUGAUCGAUCUAAAGUCAGCACUACAAUAUGGACAGGCACAAGGGUACCCUGCCUUAUACUAUUUCAUCCGGCAGUUCACAAGAGACAAUUUGCAUCCAUUUGUCCCCUAUAAAGAUGGGCCAGAAGUCAUCCUGACCUGUGGCUCCACCGAUGGCUUUUCAAAGACUUUACAGGCGCUCAGCAAUGAGUGGUCGGCGGAACACGAUCCUGUUGAGGAGAGGCCAGGCUUACUGUGCGAGUCGUACGCCUACAUGAACGCCAUUCAAACUGCCAAACCUCGGGGUUUCAACAUCGCGCCGGUAGCCAUAGACGACCAAGGCAUGUUGGCCAAGGGCCCAGGAGGACUUGAGUCGGUUCUGGAGAACUGGGACUUUUCAAAGGGCCGCCGUCCCCACCUCAUGUAUACCGUCACUAUCGGCCAAAACCCAACAUCUGGCACCCUCUCCGUUGAGCGACGUAUUGAAAUCUACGCGCUUUGCGUCAAAUACGACGUCAUUAUCGUCGAAGAUGACCCAUACUGGUAUCUGCAAUACCCUUCCUCAUCACCAAGCAGCGUAUCUCCCCGCCCCACCAAAUCCUCAGGUUUUGAAUUUCUCGACAGCCUUAUCCCCUCUUACCUCAGCGUCGACUACCAAGGGCGCGUUGUGCGUUUGGACACUUUCUCCAAGACUGUAGCUCCAGGAUGCCGUCUGGGCUGGAUCACCGCACAGCCCGCGCUCGUAGAACGCAUUCUUCGCAUCACGGAGUGUUCAACUCAGCAGCCCUCCGGCUUCGUGCAAUCCAUGAUCGCUGAAUUGCUCAUUGGCCCACAAGGCUCCAAAGACCCUGGACGAGGAGGCGCCGCGGACGGAAAUGGCUGGAAAGUCGACGGCUGGGUGCGCUGGCUCGAGGGUCUGAGGGGCAACUACGAGCGCAGAAUGCAAACAAUGUGCGACGCGCUCGAUGCAGGAAAGGAAGUCGUGAAAGCUGGACGCCGCAAAUCACUCGCAGAUGAAGAGGACGAAUGGGCCGUUAUUGAGAAGACAAAGAUUUACUCUUUCGUCCGACCUCUUGGUGGCAUGUUUGUGUGGAUCCGCUUCGAUUUCGCCUCACACCCUCUCGCCAAGGUCGUCCCCGCGCCACGCCUCUCGCAGGCACUCUGGGUGUUCUGGACACUCAAGCCCUACCUCUGUCUCGUUGCCCCGGGAGCCAUGUUCGCGGCAACGCAGGAAAUAAAGGAGCAAGACAGCCACAAUUGCUACAGAUUGUGUUUUGCGGCGUGCCCCGACGAGGAAGUCAAAGAUAUCAGUAAGAGAUUUGCGGAAGGCGCACAGGCGUUUUGGCGCAUUAAGAAGAAGGAGAAGAUUGACAAGCUGUUGGAGGAAGAUGCGGUCCCCGGCGUGGACAAUGUUACCGGGCUGGCGGCUUUGACGGGUAUUUGUUAGAGGAAACCGCGCGCGAUCUUGUUGGAUAAGGAAUGAUCUGAUGUAGAAUGAUGCGAUAGAAUCAACGACCUGAAGAAUAUAUACUCGGAUGUACGUGUUUUGCAUUGCUAUGAAAGGCCCUCAAGUUGAACAUCAAGCAGCAAGCAUAUCUUGAAGAAUCCAUAAUUGAACCAU
Messenger RNA from Cucurbitaria berberidis CBS 394.84, 2183 nucleotides. RefSeq names its product aromatic amino acid aminotransferase 1. The record is from RefSeq and is a predicted model, not a curated record. The transcript has 2 exons. Gene Ontology annotation, molecular function: pyridoxal phosphate binding; transaminase activity. Gene Ontology annotation, biological process: biosynthetic process. The coding region runs from base 213 to 2009 and encodes 598 amino acids. NCBI's taxonomy places the organism in Eukaryota, Fungi, Ascomycota, Dothideomycetes, Pleosporales, Cucurbitariaceae.